UUAGAUUAUCUGUGUCCAGAGCCAUCCAGCGACCGGAGCAUCCUUGGUCUUGUUAAGGAUCCGAUCCCAAAAACCCAGGGACUCUUUAUCUUUGGACUGGAACCGGGGUUUCCUUUAGGUCAGAGUUUUCACAAGGAGGGUUUGAAGCGGAUUUUGGUUUCCGGCGGACGCUCGAGAGGUAACCAGCAAGGCUACCACCCAACCGUCAGGAUGGCAGCAAACAUGAUGAUGGCUAAUGGGACCUGGCGACCAUUAUGGCAGAUGGCUUUCGGAACCCUUCCGGUGGAGGAGUUUUUCACUCCAAUGGGUGGAUCAUUGAUGUACCUAACCAUAACAGUUCUCUCGGGCGUUAUCCUAAGAAUAUUAAGCAAAUUAAUUCUCCAUCCAGUAAUCAGCGAAUAUGUCUGUGACUUUCUCGCUACUAUGGAAAUGUGCGCGUACUUUUAUGAAAACAAUUUCAUUUUUAGUCAUUAUGGGUCUGGUUGGCUUUUCGUUGCAAUCGUCAUCGAAUGUCUCAUCGCCAAUAGGACCUAUUUCGGUGCAUCUGAAAACCCAGUUAAGUCCUUGUAUUCAUUAUGUUUGAGAGAAAUUGGUCCAGUGAAGGCCGUGGUGAAGAUAGCCUUUCAAACUUUGGCUGGAUUAGCGUCUUACAAGUUCGCCCGUCUGGUAUGGUCCCUGGAUAUGGUACCUGACCAUCGUGACAGGUACUACGAGACAAGUUGUGUAACCGACCUCAACGUCACCUUACUGGUCGGUAUGGGAAUAGAGUUAGCCGCAACACUCAUCGACACCUGGCUGGGAAUGCAGACUGUAAUGAAAAACUCCUUCAUAGACGAAUUUAUCAAAGUCGGAAAUGGUGCCUUGAUGAUUGUAAUCGGAAUCUCGACAACCGGCAUGUACUUCAACCCUGCCAUGGCUACUGGUCAUCUUCUGGGAUGUAAAGGUGCUUCUAACCAGGAUCAUCUGAUCGUCUACUGGGUGGGACCAUUCAUCGGAUGUAUCAUCGCUCUCCUCUUUGACCGACUUCUUCAUAUUGACGUGACGAAACCAAGGCCAGUCGCCAACGAAAAGAAGAAGCAGUGAGGCAAUUUCGAACAGAAAAUAACAGAAAAAAAAUGAGAGAGUAGCCGAAAUUGUGUUCAAAUGUCAUAGCUUUCAAAUUCCAUAGUGAUAUAAAGGGAACGAAAAAGGGCAAGAAGGAAGGACAAAAUAGUAUGGACAAUUUAAGGAAAUUAUUCUUAUAUCUUACAGGUUUUCAGUAGUAAUUGUUGAGGGUAACAAAUUAUUUAAUUUCGAGUUAACCUAGAAUGUGCCAUGUUAUUUCGAAAUAUUUAUUACUUUUAGACAAACUAGGAGGCAGAAAUUUUAAGUCAGUCCUCCAUAAAGGAAAAUCAUUCAUUUCUUUUAACUACUUGAUGCAUUUUUUCUGUUGUGCAAAUCCCGACACGCGUGUGUGUUUAGAGUUAACUCCCUUAACAUUCCAAUAUUUCUUUAAUUAGGAUUACCUCCCCUACUAUAAUUGUAAGUGACUUUCUCAACAGGAACUUGUGCCAAUGAAACGAUAUUGAAAACAUUUUAAAAUAAUUCCCUCUUGUACUAGAAAGACAAUACUAGUUCGUUCAUAUAAAUUGAUCGAUGAGCUAUUAUCAAGGUUGUGUUGCGGUUAAAACCUAUCAAAUUCCUUCCACGAGUAUGCUGUGAUAACAAUAGAACCUUUAUAUACUAGUUGCAUAAAACAUAUUGUUUACAUGAAUUUUUUUGCAUAUACCAUUUUAUAUGUGCACUGCUGAUGAAAUAGUGGAUUGUUUUUAUUACUUUUCCUAUUAAAAACUUUUAAAAUACAUACAUACACUGUUUAAUAUUUGUUUUGAAGACAAUACAGCGGUGUUUUUUGUU
Messenger RNA from Ylistrum balloti, 1896 nucleotides. RefSeq names its product aquaporin-11-like. Gene Ontology annotation, cellular component: membrane; cytoplasm. The record is from RefSeq and is a predicted model, not a curated record. The transcript is spliced from 3 exons. Gene Ontology annotation, biological process: transmembrane transport. Gene Ontology annotation, molecular function: channel activity. The coding region runs from base 211 to 1083 and encodes 290 amino acids. Lineage: Eukaryota; Metazoa; Mollusca; Bivalvia; Pectinida; Pectinidae.